Messenger RNA from Pungitius pungitius (ninespine stickleback), 4774 nucleotides. RefSeq names its product integrin, alpha V (gene itgav). Lineage: Eukaryota; Metazoa; Chordata; Actinopteri; Perciformes; Gasterosteidae. The coding region runs from base 172 to 3297 and encodes 1041 amino acids. Gene Ontology annotation, biological process: integrin-mediated signaling pathway; angiogenesis; cell-cell adhesion. Gene Ontology annotation, molecular function: integrin binding. The transcript has 32 exons. The record is from RefSeq and is a predicted model, not a curated record. Gene Ontology annotation, cellular component: external side of plasma membrane; integrin complex.
UUGUACGCUCGUCCUCAGUCCGUCGGCCUCUCCCCGAGCUCGCUCCCGCGUCCCCACGUCCCCCCCCCCCCCCCAUCGGCUACCGACGGGCUAACGGACCGAGCUCCGGUUCACCGCGGCUCUAACGGUACCUCUACCUCGGCGGAAUUCGGUCGGUGCCGGGCAGCGACCAUGUCCGGAACACGCGCGGCUCUCGCUGCGCUCGCGCUGAUGUGUCUGUGGAUCCGACGCGGCGGAAGCUUCAACCUGGACGCGCGCACACCGAGCGUGUUCACCGGUCCCCCCGGGAGCUACUUCGGCUUCUCCGUGGACUUCUUCAGCCCCCCCAACGGCAAGCAGUCCAAUGUUCUGGUCGGGGCUCCGCGGGCCAACACCACCCCCUCCAGCAGCGUGGAGGAGAGGGGGGCGGUGUACAGCUGUCCCUGGAAGACCCCCGACUGCCAGCAGCUGCUGUUCGACAUCACAGAUGACCGGAGGAAUACAGAAGGAGCUCAGAUGGAGUUUAAAUCCAAGCAGUGGUUUGGUGCGUCAGUUCGAUCUGAUGGAGAACACAUACUGGCCUGUGCUCCCCUCUAUCAGUGGUCGACCUUCGGCGUCUCGGAGCGAGAGCCGGUGGGAACGUGCUACCUGAAGAAAGGAAGCACGGUGGUGGAGUACUCGCCCUGCAGAUCAAAGGCCAACUCGCCUGAGGGGCAGGGCUUCUGCCAGGCCGGCUUCAGCGCCAACUUCCUCAAGAAGAGCAACAGAGUGGUGGUGGGAGGACCAGGCAGCUUCUACUGGCAGGGUCAGCUGAUCUCUGAUGACCUCACGGAGAUCUUCUCCCGGUUUGACAGAAAUUACAUCACUCCGUACGAUAACACACUCGCCACCAAGUCGGCCAUCGCUCAGUACGACGACAGUUACCUUGGAUACUCUGUGACAGUCGGAGACUUCAACGAUGACGGGAAAGAAGAUUACGUGACUGGAGUCCCUCGAGGACACAGCGCAUUGGGUUACGUGAACAUCUUCAACGGCCUCAACAUGGGCUCCAUGGUGAACUUCACAGGAACUCAGAUGGCGGCAUACUUCGGACACUCGGUGGCUGCUUCAGAUGUGAAUAAUGACGGCAUGGUGGACCUGUUGGUUGGAGCUCCUCUCUUCAUGGACAGAGGGUCAGAUGGAAAACUGAGGGAGGUGGGACAGGUGUCGGUCUACCUGAGUCGAGGGGGCUUCUCCUUCCAUCCACCUCAGCUGCUCACGGGCUCAGAGGUGUACGCCAGGUACGGCUCUGCUAUUGCGGCGCUGGGAGACCUGGACAUGGACGGAUACAACGAUGUGGCCAUCUCUGCUCCGUAUGGCGGCCCCGACCGGCACGGCGUGGUCUACAUCCACAACGGGCGGCCUCGGGGUCCUGACUCCUCCCCCUCUCAGGUCCUCCAGGGACGGUGGGCGUCCAGUCACAUGCCUGCUAGCUUCGGCUACUCCAUGACUGGGAACACCGACGUAGACCUGAACGGAUAUCCAGAUCUCAUAGUGGGAGUGUUCGGAGCAGACACAGCCGUUUUAUACAGAGCUCGCCCAGUGAUCAGUGUCAACGCCACGUUGGACAUGACGCCACAGAUCAUCAACCCGGAGGAAAAGACCUGCCUACUUCCUGGUACCUCCACUCUGGUGUCCUGCUUUACGGUGAAGUACUGUCUGAAGGCCAGUGGUCGUGGAGCUCCAGCUACUCUCAAUUUCCGUGUAGACCUCCUAUUGGACCGCCUGAAGCAGAAGGAAGCCACUAAGCGCGUUCUCUUCCUGCACAGUCGGACCUUACAGUUUGCCAAGAACAUGUCGGUGUCCAACGGGAAAAGUCCGACCUGCGAGGAGCAGGAGGUCUUCUUGAGGGACGACCGAGAGUUUCGCGAUAAGAUUACUCCCAUCUCCGUGGCGAUGGAGUACAGUCUGGACCACCAGAGGGCCGCAGACCAAACUGGACUUCAGCCCAUCCUCGACAUGUCGGCGCCGUCCAACGUCACCAAGCAGGCCCACAUCCUGUUGGACUGUGGAGAAGACAACAUCUGUAAACCUGAGCUCAGGUUGUCUGUGAAAAGCGACCGCGAGCAGAUCUUCAUCGGAGACGACAACGCGCUGACCCUGGAGGUCAGGGCAGAGAACCUGGGGGAGGGGGCCUACGAAGCCGAGCUGCACGUCUUCCCGCCGCAGCAGGCCGACUUCACCGGGGUGGUCCGCAGCCAGAGCCUCAGCAGGUUGUCUUGUGCUUACAAGAAGGAGAACCAGACCAAGGUGGUGGUGUGUGACCUGGGAAACCCCAUGAAGGGAGGAACCAAAGUGCUGGCGGAGUUGCAGUUCAGCGUGCACCAGCUGUCGGAAGAGGACACCUCUGUGAGGUUCGACUUGCAGAUGGUCAGCUCAAACCAGUUUGACAACACGAGUCCUCGAGUCUCCAGCGUCACCAAGCUGGCCGUCCUCGCCAAGGUCUCCAUCAGAGGGUCGGCGUCUCCCGGUCAGUUUCUGCUCCCGAUCACCAACUGGAAGCCUCAGGAGCGUCUUGUGUACGGGGACGACAUGGGUCCUCAGAUACAACAUGUCUACGAGCUCCUGAACAACGGGCCGAGCACCAUCAGCAAGGCGGCGCUGGAGGUGGAGUGGCCGUACCGCUACACCAACGGGUCGCUGCUCUACAUCACCACCUAUGAAACAGACGGGCCCAUCAACUGCACCGCGGACAGGGAGAUCAACCCCCUCAACCUGUCGAACCCGCUCUCCUCAGGCAAGAACGUCAGCAAGGUUCCACCUAGAGAACGAGAGACGGAGGGACGGAGCCGAAACAAGAGGGACCUCGAGUCCAGAGACACACAGAACGACCUGCACACUCUGGACUGCAGCACUGCCCAGUGUCUGCGUAUCAGGUGUCAGGUGGGCCGUCUGGAGAGGACAAAGAACGCCAUCCUGUUCAUUACUUCCCGCCUGGCCGUGGACACCUUCCUAAAGCCAGAGAACCAGAACCGGUCCUACGUGGUCCAAGCCACGGCCUCCUUCAGCGUCAUCGAGAUGCCGUACAAGAACCUGGUGUCGGAGCUCCCGUCCAACAGCACCACGGUGAGCGUGUCGGUCAUGUGGGUGGCCGACCCCCCCCAGCAGGUCCCCGGUUGGGUCGUGGCUCUGGCGGUUCUGUCCGGCCUGCUGCUGCUGGCGCUGCUCAUCUUCAUCAUGUACAAGCUGGGUUUCUUUAAGCGGGUCCGCCCCCCCCAGGAGGACUGCACUGAGAAGGAGCAGCUUCAGCCGGAGGAGAACGGGAACACGGACGCGUAGAAGACGUCAGGAGGGUAGAAAUGUCAGUGCCAAGAAAAGAGGCUCGGCCUCCGUUAAUGUCAUACAUGUAGCUUACUGCUGAGGAGUUUAUUUUUAAUGGUUUAUUUACACUGUUUUAUGAAAGAAGAGUUUGACUUUUUUGGGAAACAUUACUCCUAACACCGUUGUUAAAUAUCACAUCAAUAACAGACUUUAAAAAUCUAAAUCCUAAAUACAGCAAAGAACAAAAUGAGGGUGGCAGAGCAAAGGAUUUUGGGUAAUAAUCCCAUUUUUGUUAAGGUUUCCUAGAGGUGGCAUGAUUUAAUGUUACACUAAUACAUUUACUCCGAUAUAUUGUCUUUGCUUUGGGGGGUUUAGGGGCGCAGGUGGAGCUUUGGGAUGCUGUUUUUUGUGUUUUCUGUAUGAACCACGAAUAGAAUUACAAACUGGACUCCGGCUCAUUUCAACACGUUGUGUGUCACAAAGUUGUUGCACAGUGAAGAGCGAUGAGUUUUGGAAAGUGUCUCCAAUCACUUGAGUGUUACAAAGGUCAUUUGCUCAUAGACAUCUAUGGGACCAGAGGAGUCGCCCCCUGCUGGUCACUGCCUUGUGUCUCAUUCAAAGAAGAAGCGAUACGCUGCUAAUAGCGCAUUAGCUAACUAGCUAGCAGGUCAGUGUAGCAUUGCCUCGUCUCUCCUUCUUCUUCUCCGUUUUGUUGGGAGGACGUUGGUCCGAGCGCGUCCUCUUCACCGGCGUAGCAACAGUAACUAAGGAGGGCGGGGCUUUCCAGACCAUCCGUCAGCUCCAGUGGGACGUUUAUUCUUUCCUCUUCUUUCUUCUUUUGUUCUUAGUGAUAUUUUUCAUAACAUAUUUGUGUGUGAAUAAAUUAUAAAUUGCACAAAAACCUUCCAUAAAUUCACCCAUAUUGGGUUUGCAUCAUAAAUUAAUGAUCAUUUUAAAAUAUAUAUAUAUAUCUUAAUCCAUCUAACAAUCACAAUGAAAUAACUCCAUGGAAGCAUUUUUCAUUUGUUUGCAGAAGUUAAGAAGUAUAUAUACACAUAUACCGAUGGUGUAUAGAUGUCUAGAGAUUUAUUGAUCAAACUCAUUUUUUGUCACUUUUUUUCUUAGUCUUCUUUUUGUCGAUUUUUAACUAAAAUCUUCCAAAUUCUGGGUUUUCUCGUAUUUAUUCUUCCUUUGUACCUUUGAUGACACUGAUAGGUUGACGUAAUCUUCACGAUGCCACCGUUUAAACUUAAAAUGAUUUUCACUUAAAUCCAAUAAGUCGUUCCAGAAACAGAUAUAAUAAUAAUAAUAAUGUUAUAAUCAUAAAGAGGUGAUUUAAAUGAGGCGUGAUCUGUGUUUUUCUGUUCUUUAGGCAUUCACAAUAUAUGAAAUAUUUUAUUUUGAUGUAUGUAUUCUUUCACCUACAGAAUAAACAAUAACUUUGAUAAGGAAUGAUUUUCACUUUUGGACUGAAAUAAACUGAUUUACUGAUUCA